This is a messenger RNA of Gasterosteus aculeatus aculeatus (three-spined stickleback), 1712 nucleotides long. RefSeq names its product basic helix-loop-helix family, member e23 (gene bhlhe23). Gene Ontology annotation, molecular function: DNA-binding transcription factor activity, RNA polymerase II-specific; E-box binding; protein dimerization activity. NCBI's taxonomy places the organism in Eukaryota, Metazoa, Chordata, Actinopteri, Perciformes, Gasterosteidae. The record is from RefSeq and is a predicted model, not a curated record. Gene Ontology annotation, biological process: sensory organ development; axon development; positive regulation of transcription by RNA polymerase II. Gene Ontology annotation, cellular component: nucleus.
CGAGGCGAGGGGGAGGGCACGAGAAGACGCGCGCGCGAGGAGAGAGAGAGAGAGAACCGUCGGCGCGCACAAUUAAAAACCGAGCCGCGGCGUGGUGAGCGUGGGCUAUGCGCGCAACACCGCGGGAGCGCAGCGCACACGGGAGGUGAACGCUCGCGGAGAGGCUUCGGACGCACAGCAGCCUCCUUCUUCCCACGAGUCCCCCCGCAGCCGGGAGGAGAGCGCCGGGAUAAAGGGAGACGCGGAGACGCGGCGGAGAGAGUCCUGCUCGGCGGCUUGUUUUCCGGCGGGAAGAAAAAAUGAACGUCAGCGAAGAGAACCUGCUCAAGUCCAUCAGCAACGACGCGCUCCUCGACCUGACGCAGCGCUACGGGCAGUCGGCGUUCGGAUUCGGCCCGGGCCACGGUCCCGGGAGCCCCGCGCGGUUCCCGCUCACGCCGGCCACCGAUUUCCUCUCCGGGCAGAAGGCGAAGUCCAACGAGAGCGGCGGGGAGCACACCAGCGACGACGAGGACGGCUUCGACUCGCUCGAGUCCCGGAAGAGAGGCUCGCCGUUCGGGGACGACAAGCCCGGGGGGCCCCUGGCCAAGAAGUCCAAGGAGCAGCGGUCCCUGCGGCUCAGCAUCAACGCCCGGGAGCGCAGGAGGAUGCACGACCUGAACGACGCGCUGGACGGCCUGCGCUCCGUUAUCCCGUACGCGCACAGCCCCUCGGUGAGAAAACUCUCCAAAAUUGCCACCCUCCUCCUGGCCAAGAACUACAUCCUGAUGCAGGCUCAGGCUCUGGAGGAGAUGAGGCGGCUGGGUGGCGUACCUGAACCAGGGGCAGGGGCAUGACCUCGCCCAUCCCCCGCCGCCCUGGCGCCCUUUGGACAGGCGGCCGUGUACCCGUUCUCGGGCUCCGCGCUCGCCACCUGCGCCGAAAAGUGCACCACUUACUCCGGGACACCGGCGAGUCUCUUCAAACACUGCAACGACAAGCCGUGACGGGGUUUUCAUCCUCUCUCCCGAACUUUUACCCAACCAUGUCGAUAUCUCUCUCUCUCUCUCUCUCUCUCUCUCUUUCUCCUCCUCUAGUUGUUUAAAAACAAAAUCAUUCCUUGGAAAAUAAAACCAGUUUAUGUCUGAAGGAUAAUGUUAAAAAUAUGGUUCAUUAUUAUACUUUUCAUGGAGAUUUGACAAAACGACACAUAUAAAAUAAAACACGUUGGGCCUUAAGAUGGAGUCACGUUGGAGACACUAAACGGGCCAUGUCCAAAUUAUGACUUCGGGUACAUUUGUGCAGGAUUAAGUUAUCUGAUCUUAUUUGUGAUCUAUGCAACAUUCAACAACAACAACAACAACAUUAAACGUAGAAACGAUCUUAUCUCCGCUUUCCAAACUACAACAGCGAAAGGACCCUCGACUGACUGAUGAUGUGCGUGAGGAAUGAUGCGUGAUGUUGGCUAAUAUAUUUUCUAAAAGGAUGUGUUGAAAAUUGUUUUGUUUUUUUUAUUAUUAUAAUUAUGAUCAUUACCAUUUUUAAGUUAUUGCACAUCUCACAUGAUUGUAUUGUACAACUAUUGUGGAAAAAUCUCGUGCUCCGAGCCCGGCUGUACUCCUGCUUAUAUAACUGCAGCCUUUAUUGAAGCGGCGUCUCUGGUUGUGUUGCAACAUGGAUUUCAUAUAUUGUUUAUAUGUCUUUAUAAUUAAAAACACAUAUCUAUGAUUGAA